AAUGUUGUGAGUUGUGAUUUGAAAGUUUCACUCAAAAUCCUGCAACCAUUCCAAUUUUCUAUAAAUUCUCAAAGAAGACUUCAUUGCAAUCAUAAUUUGAUGUGAUACUUAUUAAAUUUACACUGUCAGAAUUUCAAUAAAGUCAAAAAGUGAAAUGGAUUGCUUUGAAAUAGCAGAAAACUGCCGAGCAUGUCAAAUUAAAACUUCGGAACAGUCACCAAUGAUAUUCAUCUUCAACACAGUCCAGCUCCCUGACAUCUUCAAAGAAACCACAUCCCUGGACAUUUAUGAGAACGAUGGACUACCCGGAGUAUUAUGUUUCUCCUGCUACAAUCGCCUCCUGGAAGCCUACAACUUCCGAAAAAUGUGUUUCGCUGCGGCUCUGCACUUCCAACAGAUCCUGUCAAUGGAUAUCCCUGAGGAGAAAUACACCCCACCAGAACAUUUAAGUGAUCCCCUGAUGGCUACAAAGACAGAUCCUGAUGAUUCGGAUUCGUCAAAUUUUCUUCCGGAGAAGAAAUAUACCCCUCCGGAAGAAAAAUUCAAUCCCCAUGAAGUGCCUUUUCAAAUGACGCUAGAUGAGAAGCCACUGAUAGUUGAGGACAAUUUAGCGGAUGAUAGUCUAUUAAUCCCACGAAAGAUCAAUAAAAGGACAAUCAAAAAACGACAAAAGUCCGCUAAAUCCUCUAAGAAGACAAGACCUGAUCAUCCGGGCGUCACUAUCAAACCUGAGAAACGUACGAACUUAUAUCUGGAAUGCGAACUCUGCAAUUUAAAGUUUAUCCGGAAAGAUCGUCUAGAGACGCACAUGAUGGUUAAGCAUCAGGGAUUGAAGGCUUUCGAAUGUAAGAUCUGUGGACAAGGAUUCACGCGUCCUGACUCAUUAAAAGGACACAUGGGAACCUUUCAUGGGGUCAAGAGAAAGUACCCAUGUUCAGAGCCAGGGUGCACGAAGCAUUACGAAACCGAGGAAGGUCUACAGAAGCACAUGAAAAGCUGGCAUGAUCCAGAGAAUCCCAGAAUUAUAAUUCCUAACAAGAAAACGUGGGUCUGUGAGGUUUGUGGGAAGGAGUUUAAGAUACCCGGUGCACUUAGAGAACACAGCUAUACCCAUGGAGUCACCAAACCAUUUGCUUGCGAACAGUGUCAUAAACGAUUCCCCACGAGAGCUAUGCUUAGGAUACACAUAAAGCGCCACAAAGGUAUUAAAAACUAUGAGUGUACUAUUUGUGGACUCAAGAAAGUUACAGCUCGUGAGCUGAAAACCCACAUGAAUACCCAUACGAAAGAGAGAACUUGGCCUUGCAAAUUUUGUCCUAGUACAUUCACUCAACAAGAAAAUAUGAAACGGCAUGUGAAGGUAGUUCAUCAAGGAGUAAAGGAUUUCCAUUGUCCGCACUGCGAGAGAUCAUUCGGAAAGGCGGAAACCCUAAAGCAUCAUGUAAUGACCCACACGGGAGAGAAGCCACAUGUCUGUAGCGAGUGUGGGAAGAGAUUUAUACAACCAGUAGCCCUCAAAACUCACAUGAAGACUCAUCUCAAACACAAGUGAAUUCUUAAUCUAAUUCUUGGUUAUUGUGCAUUGUACAGCAUUUCAUCAAUUGUGCAAAUUAUUUAAAUCUGCAAUGGUUAUAGCUAAAUAAAUUUAUGUGGUGAACUCAGAGGAGUCUCGGUAGGAAA
Messenger RNA from Phlebotomus papatasi, 1680 nucleotides. RefSeq names its product gastrula zinc finger protein XlCGF57.1-like. Gene Ontology annotation, cellular component: nucleus. Lineage: Eukaryota; Metazoa; Arthropoda; Insecta; Diptera; Psychodidae. The transcript has a single exon. Gene Ontology annotation, molecular function: zinc ion binding. The record is from RefSeq and is a predicted model, not a curated record. The coding region runs from base 155 to 1552 and encodes 465 amino acids.